This is a messenger RNA of Phytophthora nicotianae INRA-310, 512 nucleotides long. RefSeq lists its product as hypothetical. Gene Ontology annotation, cellular component: mitochondrial large ribosomal subunit. Lineage: Eukaryota; Oomycota; Peronosporomycetes; Peronosporales; Peronosporaceae. Gene Ontology annotation, molecular function: structural constituent of ribosome. The transcript has 2 exons. The record is from RefSeq and is a predicted model, not a curated record. The coding region runs from base 7 to 423 and encodes 138 amino acids.
CGAAAUAUGAUACUUCACUCAUCACGCUUUCACCGCCGCACACCAUUCAAGCACUGCAUCACCAUGGCGUCUAACUCGAUGCGCUUCCUUGAAGCUUUUACGCGCGCUGCCAAGCGUCAGCACGUGUCUGGACGUGCGCAGCGCGGACUCUUUGCCGGUCGCGACAAGGCGUUCGGCAACAACGUGUCAUUCUCCAAGCGCCGCACGCGCCGCGCAUGGAAGGUCAACCACCAGUGGAAGACGCUUUACUCAGAGGCGCUGGACGAGAAGGUGGGGCUUAACGUGACGACGCACACGCUGCGUUGUGUGGACAAGAUCGGCGGACUGGACAACUACCUGCUGAGCAUCAAGGACGAGCGAGAACUCGGCGUCAAGGGGCUCAAGACCCGCGACCGUGUGUUGGCUGCUCUGGCUGAAGCUUAAAAAGGAGAAGAUAGAGAAGAGAAAUGAGAAAGUGCUCCUUUGUACCCGUUGUUCUUCUUGUUUUAAAUUACAAACAGCAUUACGGACGC